AUGAAGGUCGCUGUCCACGAACGACAGCAUCCGCUGGGCGGCAUGGCCCAGCGCUUCUACCGCCCCCCGCCCGAGUUUGCCCAAGCCUCGUCGAAUGCCGUGCUCGAGGCUAUUGUCGAGCCCGUGCGUGUGGACAGCGCGUCGCCGUCCGCGCACCUCACGAACUGGGCGCGCACCUUUGCCACCGAUGACGCGUCGACCGACGACGGCGCGUUUUCUCAGGUCACGCGCCACGUAUUCGCACCGAGCAGUAUCGAGCAUGUCGUGGCGAUCGUCGAACUCGCCCGCCGGCAUGCGAUGCCGAUCCGCGCCGUCGGUCGUCGGCACUCGCCCUCCGACCUGCCCUUCUCCCUCGGCUGGACCGUACGCACGGAUGAAUUACACGGCAUCGUGCACCUCGACACACGCAAGCGCGAAGUAUGCGUCUUAGCCGGCACGUACAUCGAGACGCUGACCGCGUCGCUCGCAAAGCACGGCUUCGGCUUCUCAAAUCUCGGGUCGAUUAGCCAGCAGACGAUCGCCGGCCUCAUCUCGACCGCCUCCCACGGCUCUGGCAUCCACUUCCCGGCCAUGUCCGCGUACGUGCGCGCCCUCGACGUGGUCUGCCCUCUCGCGAGCGGUACGCAGGUCGUGCACUGCGAUCGCGACGAGCGCCCCGAUUUGUUCAAUGCCUCGCUCUGUGGCCUCGGUGCGACCGGCGUCAUCGUCACGGUCACACUCGCGAUAGAGCCAGCCUUCCGACUCCGCCAGGUGUGUGAGGACGUGCCGGAAGACGAACUGCUCGGCGCACCCGACGAUGCAUCACUGCUUUGCGCACCGGAUCAGCUGUCCGUCGAGCCAUACGACACGUUCAUCGAGCAUCCAUCGUGGCUCGGCACGAUGCUCGCUCACGGCGUGCCGCUGCCAUCGCCGCCCACCCUCGCGCAGGCGCCCACGUCCAAGGGUCCCGCGCAUGUGUACCCCUUUGAGCCAGCGAGUGCCGCGCCGCCUGCGCUCAUCCCCUGGCACGUUGCCUCGGUCCAGGCGCACAUCGAGUCGCUCGUGGCAUCCGCGGAGCAUGUGCGUUUCCUGUGGUCGCCCCAUGCGCACAUGAUCACGGUAGAUCGCGCCUCCCGCACCGACGAGCGCCGCACGCCGACGCAGACCUCGCUCAUCGCACCGCCCCUCAUCAAGGCGCUCCUCUUUGCCUCGCGCUUCCACGCCUCGCUGCCAGCACCCGUGUCUCGCGCGGCAUUUGCGCUCACGCAUGCACGAGCACCGCCCGUGCCGCGCAACGAGCUUGAUACACCAGGUGGGCUGCGCCCCGUGCGCACCGACACCGCCAUCAGCGUGCGUGUCGACGACGCGCCCCGCGUAUUCAACUUUGACUGCUUGUGCGAGCAGUACACAACCGAGUAUGCUGUGCCAUUCGAGUACACGGGCGCCGCGCUCGUGGCCAUUCGCGCAUGGCUCCAGGAAGAGCAUGCACGCCCGGAUGGCGAGCGCAUCCACUUCCCUAUCGAGGUGCGCUUUGUCGAUGCUGAUGGGAUCUGGCUGAGUCCUAGCUAUGGCCGCCGCACCUGCUACAUUGGGUUGGUGCAGUACCGGCCGUAUCGAUGGCCCGUGCGGUACCGACGCCUGUUUGCCCGCUUCGAGGCGCUGAUGCGCCAGUUUGACGGACGACCGCACUGGGCCAAGACACACACAGCGUAUCGGCCCGAGCUGCUGACGCUCUACCCCCACUUGCCCGACUGGCUGCGCACCGUCGCGACCUAUGAUCCACAGCGCUUGCUCGUCAAUCCGUACGUCGCGCGCCAUCUUCUCGAUGAGCAUGCCGCAGGGCGUCAAGGCACCUUCCGCCGGCGUCGUUGCCGUCUAUAG
Malassezia restricta is the source of this 1860-nucleotide messenger RNA. RefSeq names its product L-gulonolactone oxidase. Bases 1 to 1860 code for a protein of 619 amino acids. NCBI's taxonomy places the organism in Eukaryota, Fungi, Basidiomycota, Malasseziomycetes, Malasseziales, Malasseziaceae. The record is from RefSeq and is a predicted model, not a curated record. The transcript has a single exon. Gene Ontology annotation, molecular function: D-arabinono-1,4-lactone oxidase activity; FAD binding. Gene Ontology annotation, cellular component: mitochondrion; membrane.